This is a messenger RNA of Scheffersomyces coipomensis, 627 nucleotides long. RefSeq lists its product as uncharacterized. Lineage: Eukaryota; Fungi; Ascomycota; Pichiomycetes; Serinales; Debaryomycetaceae. The coding region runs from base 1 to 627 and encodes 208 amino acids. The record is from RefSeq and is a predicted model, not a curated record. The transcript has a single exon.
AUGUCUCCUAACGAAUUCAACAACUCAGCCCAACAAGACCAAUAUAACUCUCAACAAGGUCAAGGUCAAAGCCAGCAAAGACAAAGAUUACUUCAAUUUGCAGGUAGACAUGGUAAAAGAGGAGGUUUAAUAUCAUCUGUUAUCGGUGCUGCUGCAAAUGGUGGUGGAUUAUCUGGUAAUCAAACUAGUGGUCAAAAAAAUUCAAGAUUAGGGUCUCUUAUUGGAGCUGUGGCUGGGGCUAUUGGUGGUAAUAUGGCUGGGAAUUCUAUGGAAUCUGAAUCCAGUCAAAAUCGUCAACAACAAGGUUACAGUAAUAACAACAGUGGUUAUGGUAACAAAAAUUAUGGUAAUAAUAAUAGUGGUUAUGAUAGUCCUCCAUAUGAUAGUCCUCCAUACGCUAGACCACAACAAGGUGGUAAUUUUGGUAGUAAUGGUGAUAAUUAUCAAAGUGGAAAUUUCGCUGGGAAUGGUGGUAAUUAUCAAGCAGGAAACUAUGGAGAUAAUUUCGAUGGAGAAAGUAGACGUAAUGAAGGAGGAUUUAGUGGAGAUGGUAGACAACAGGAAGGAUUUGUAGGUCUGGAUUAUGGUAGACAAGAAGGUCGUCAUGAUGGUGAUAAUAAAUAUUAA